GCGGGUGAUUCACCAACUUCCUUUUUACUGUGGCCGCCAUAGCGUGUGGAGCGUGGUCCCCGGCGAGCCGAAAGAUAACUACCGAAAAUGGCGUGUUCCCGACCCCUCAUCUCGGUGUAUUCCGAGAAAGGAGAAUCUUCGGGCAAAAAUGUAGUCAUGCCUGCUGUGUUCAGGGCCCCCAUUCGCCCUGAUGUUGUGAAUUUUGUUCACACCAACAUGCGCAAGAACAGUCGCCAGCCUUAUGCUGUCAGCGAACUUGCAGGUCACCAGACGAGUGCAGAGUCCUGGGGAACAGGCAGAGCUGUAGCGCGUAUACCUCGUGUCAGAGGUGGUGGCACUCACCGUUCAGGCCAGGGUGCUUUUGGAAAUAUGUGUCGUGGUGGUCGCAUGUUUGCCCCCACUAAAACCUGGCGCCGUUGGCACCGCAGGAUCAAUACACCCCAGAAACGCUAUGCCAUCUGCUCUGCCCUGGCUGCUUCAGCCAUUCCUGCACUUGUUAUGUCCAAGGGCCAUCGUAUUGAGGAAAUCCCUGAAGUCCCAUUGGUGGUUGAAGACAAAGUUGAGGGCUACAAGAAGACCAAGGAGGCAGUGCUCCUGCUCAAGAAGCUCAAAGCCUGGAAUGACAUCAAGAAGGUCUACGCCUCUCAGCGCAUGCGUGCUGGUAAGGGUAAAAUGAGGAAUCGUAGACGAAUCCAGCGUAAAGGGCCAUGCAUCAUCUACAACCAAGACACUGGUUUAACCAAAGCCUUCAGAAAUAUUCCAGGCAUCACUCUGCAGAACGUGAACAAACUGAACCUCCUGAGGCUUGCUCCUGGUGGUCACGUUGGACGAUUCUGCAUCUGGACCGAAAGCGCUUUCCGAAAGCUGGACGACCUGUACGGCACCUGGCGCAAGCCUUCCACCCUGAAGGUCGACUACAACCUUCCCAUGCACAAGAUGACAAACACAGACCUGAGCAGGAUUCUGAAGAGUGAGGAGGUCCAGAGAGCUCUACGUGCACCCAUCAAAAAGAUCAACCGCAGAGUCCUGAAGAAGAAUCCUCUGAAGAAUCUGAAGAUAAUGCUCAAACUGAACCCUUAUGCCAAGACGGCAAGGCGUCACGCAAUCCUGCAGCACGACCCUACUAUCAAGGCUAAGAUGCUAAAGCCCAAGAAGAGGCAUGGAAAGAAAGGAGCACCUGCUAAACCCAAGGCUUAAAUCUAAAGAGACUGCAGUUCAGUAAAUAAAUCAGUUGUUUGAAAA
Messenger RNA from Nematolebias whitei (Rio pearlfish), 1242 nucleotides. RefSeq names its product 60S ribosomal protein L4-A. The record is from RefSeq and is a predicted model, not a curated record. The coding region runs from base 88 to 1197 and encodes 369 amino acids. Gene Ontology annotation, molecular function: structural constituent of ribosome; RNA binding. NCBI's taxonomy places the organism in Eukaryota, Metazoa, Chordata, Actinopteri, Cyprinodontiformes, Rivulidae. Gene Ontology annotation, cellular component: cytosolic large ribosomal subunit; ribosome. The transcript is spliced from 10 exons. Gene Ontology annotation, biological process: translation.